AUGACUGUUCCGACACCCCCGAUCGAGCUUUCGGGGCACUGCUCUGUCAUAUACGGCAACACUCUAUACGCCUACUCGCCCAACGGCUUUGUGUCAAUCCCGCUCAAGGAAAAUGGCAACUGGACAACGUUGGAGCCCCCGAAAGCGCGGGUAACCGGUGCAGCCUGCGUCACGGGUGCUAUUGAGGGCAAAGAAAACGACCAGGGGCUCUACGUGAUCGGCGGGGCCGGCGCCUCGUCCGAUUAUUCCGGUCUUCAGCGGUACUCCUUUGCGGACAAGAAGUGGACCACGCUUCAGUCCAGCGCGACAUCCUUGACAAACCGUCAGUACCAUGGGGCUGCGUACAUCCAGUCAAGUUCGAGCAUCUUGGUCUACGGGGGUAGCGUGGGCACCAAUGCUCCCUCGUCUUCGACGUUUCUGUUCUCUACGGAAUCCCCAUAUGCUAUUGACUCCAAGCCCGAUCAGGGUGCCCCGGCGGCAACCGAUCCCAUGCUUUUGCCGUGGAGUGAUUCACAAGUUGCUUUGGUUGGUGGCUCCACCGAUACGGCAAUUUAUGUCUACAGUCUAUCAGGGGGCUGGGCAGCCUCAGGCGCGAGCUUGUCUGAUCCUGUCCCGUCAUCAAUUCACUGUGCUCUGGUCAACUCGGGCAACAGCAAGAUAUUAGAAGCUUUCGAUAUGAGCGCCUCUCCUAAUACCGUGACCAGCUACGCUCUGGUCAACGAUGGAAAGCCUGAGAGCCCGGCAGGCCAAGUGGGAGCUUCAUCUGGAAAGCGAAGCUUGAGCGACUAUCCGACAUAUAACGGCACCUUGUCCCCGACUUCGACGCGAUCAGAUUACGCGCUCGCCCAAGGAGAGAAUUUGGUUGUGCUCUCCAGUGGUCGCGGUCAUAAUUCACUUGCCAUUUUCAACUCGACCUCCAACGGCUGGGUCAAUUCCACUGUGCUCUUCUACGGAAGCGGCCAACAACAUACUUUGAACACAACCACUACAAAUACAUCAACGACGUCGACGACGCCCACGGCCACAUCUUCUCCGACAGUCACCUCUCACACCACAUCGCCCACCCCUGCUGCUGCUGCUGCUUCCGGGAGUGACUCCAGUGAUAACUACAAGACAAUCAUCGGUGCUACUCUCGGCAGUGUCUGCGGGUUGGUCUUGAUCCUACUUGCCAUUUUAUUCCUGCUCCGACGCGAGAAGCAGAAGAGACAGCAGAACGGUCAGGCAAAGGGCGGAAAUAGCAAGGACCGACUUAGCUUCCAGGACCAGGGCAUAGAACCCCUGGCCGGAGGCGCCUACCCCAUGGCAAGGAGUCCGGUACCCGUGGCUUCCAUGUCGAACGACUCGCUCGCCAUCCUGUCCGGGCGGGCUACAGGAGAAAAGUCCUUGAUGCCUCCCCCUGGCAAUGUCGGCUACGGACUUGGCAAAGGCAGGACCAGCCCGCUCUCCACAAUACCAUCCAGCGGCCUUGCUCCGUCAAGCAUAUACUCGGAAGAUGUGCGCCAGUCAGUCGCCAGUACCGCCCCAGGCAACCAGCCCGGAGAUCGCACCACGGAUGAAGGAUGGGGCAAAUAUUUCCAAGACAGCCGCUCGACGAACAUGGCUGGAAUGCAGUCCGAUCGCUCAACCGUCAGCUCCGUCUACACGAAAUCCGACUACCGUGGCAGCGCCUGGCCCAUGUCAAACCUGACCCCGCUGAACUUCGGCUUCCUCGACCAGCCCCAGCCCCUUGGCCGUGUCCACAGUGGCAGCCCAACCACCGCAGACCCAUCACCGGGCCGCAGCCUCGUGAUUCCCGAAGGCCAGUCUGCACGCAUCUCCAGCGCGGACUCGAUCAGUGUUGCUUCCGAGGACGAUCCUCAUGACACGAACUGGACUAGCAGGGGCCAGAGCAGCUGGCUCGGCCGCCCGACCAGCAGCAACUAUACAACUAGUUUCUACAACACCAGCACGCAAGAUAUCCCGUCACAGGCAGCCCGGCAAUCAAACGCCCGCCGUUCCAGCAUCAUCAUACGCGACGACAUCGAUGAGCUCCCUAUCCAGGGCCGGUCCGAUCAGGUCAACUCCGAUAUGAGCUGGCUUAACCUCCACGCUGGGCGAUAA
This is a messenger RNA of Penicillium cinerascens, 2100 nucleotides long. RefSeq lists its product as uncharacterized. The coding region runs from base 1 to 2100 and encodes 699 amino acids. Gene Ontology annotation, molecular function: protein binding. The transcript has a single exon. The record is from RefSeq and is a predicted model, not a curated record. NCBI's taxonomy places the organism in Eukaryota, Fungi, Ascomycota, Eurotiomycetes, Eurotiales, Aspergillaceae.